UUCCUCCAAGCCUGCUUUUUUUUUUUCCUCUCCCUCUCUGGGUGUGACUUUUUAUUCCCUCCCAGUUAUGACAAAACUUCAGCUCCUUUGAUUCGUAAUAUUAAGUCCAGUAAAAGUCCCAAGCCUCCUUGUCUGCUGUACUCACUGGUUUUUUACUUUCUUCAGUCUCUCUCUGCCUCCCCUUUUGGAUUUUGAAAACCAAGACGUUUGACCAGAAGAUGGCCAAGAUGCUGUGGAUUUUUACAAUCGGACUAUGUAGCUUCAUCGGCUUCAGCCAGGCAAAAAUAGCGAUCAGCUGCCGCUUCAAAGGAGUUUUCCACGCCGAAAAAGAAGGUCGAUACAUGCUCAGUCGUGAAGAGGCCACGGAACUCUGCGUUUUCCUCAACAGCACCUUGGCCAACUUUGAGCAACUGAGCAUCGCUCACGGCGUCGGCUUUGAAACCUGCAGGUACGGCUACGUAGAGGAACACGUUGUGAUUCCCAGAAUCACUCCAAACCCUAUCUGCGCAGCCAACUACACGGGCGUGUAUAUCCUCACGUCCAACAUCUCCACGACGUACGAUGCCUACUGCUACAAUGCCACCGAAACAAGAGACAAGGACUGUGACCCUGUUCACCUUCCGAAUGACGUCGUUUUCCCCUCCUAUGACCCCACCUUACUAGUUACCAUGAAUCCUGAUGACGGAGCAGAGGAAACGACUCCAACUGAGCCAUGGGAUGCCAUGCAUUUUCCUCUCCCCCAAAACCCAACUGGUGACAAUUAUUUGGAAGAGACCACUGACACACAAGAUGCUACUGAUCAUGAUGGGUAUUCUUUGUCAACGGAACAACCCGAUGAAUAUCCCAGUUACCAGUCUGGAGACCAUGAAAGUCAAACACCCCAUGGAGAUCAUAUACCCAACCAAGGCUUUGAUGUUGUAGAUGAGACAGUCUCACCUUUAGAUGACCUUUUAAGCCUAAAAACCACAGAGAGUCCACAUAGUGGCGAUGGAUAUCAUGGUGGCCAUGGACAUCAUGAUCACCAUGGGCAUCAUGACCAAAAUCACAAAGAUACUACUGAUAAUGACAUUAACCCACACGACAACGAUGAUGAAAACAAAGUCCAAACCGAUUAUGAUUAUAGGGAUCCAGAAGAUCACAUUCCAAAGGCUACAGAUUCCACCAUUAAUGAGGAACAUGACCAUGAUCAUGGAACACACCAUGAUCAUGGAACACACCAUGAUCCUAAUGAAUCUGGUGACGCAUCUCAGGGAGACAGCGAUACGAAGAAAGGAGGACGACGUGUUAACCCUUCCAACGUGGAAUCUUCUGAUUCACAGCCCACCACCCCUCAGCCUAAACAAAGAAGAGGCGCGAGGGUGCCAGAUUGGUUGAUUGUGGUCGUGGCGCUGGUAUCCUUGGGUCUGAUAUUCUCCGUCUGCAUCGCACUCAACACUCGUAGGCUAUGUGGCCAAAAGAAGAAAUUGGUGAUAAAUGGCAAGGGGUCUUUAGAGGACGGGGGCAUCAUAGAGCAGAAUGGAGAUACGGCAAAGUCCCAGGAGAUGGUCCAACUGGUGUCCAGGGACCCUUCAGAUCCCAGGGCUGUUAUGGACCAAGAAGAUAUAAGGAACGGACAGGAUGUGGACAUGAAAAUUGGAGUCUAGAAGCUAUCGUUCUCUUGAAAAACAAUCUGAGGGAGACUCCCUGUUGAAAA
Spea bombifrons (plains spadefoot toad) is the source of this 1693-nucleotide messenger RNA. RefSeq names its product CD44 molecule (Indian blood group) (gene CD44). The transcript is spliced from 8 exons. Gene Ontology annotation, cellular component: plasma membrane; basolateral plasma membrane; macrophage migration inhibitory factor receptor complex. The coding region runs from base 219 to 1643 and encodes 474 amino acids. NCBI's taxonomy places the organism in Eukaryota, Metazoa, Chordata, Amphibia, Anura, Pelobatidae. Gene Ontology annotation, biological process: inflammatory response; cell adhesion; positive regulation of ERK1 and ERK2 cascade. Gene Ontology annotation, molecular function: cytokine receptor activity; hyaluronic acid binding. The record is from RefSeq and is a predicted model, not a curated record.